UGUCAAAUAAAUACCUACUGCAACGCAGCCUAGCGAUCAGCUGUGAAGUAUUAUAAGAAUGAAGACGUUUCGUUUUGUGAAAUUUUAUAGAAAAUUAGUGAAACAUGGUCAGCUGCGUAGAUAUUGUAAUAAUGCAGAUGCUAAGAGCAAAACUGAAAUCGAAAAGAUUCGUAAUAUUGGCAUUUUGGCUCACAUAGAUGCAGGUAAAACAACGACAACGGAACGUAUGCUGUUCUACUCAGGCACUAUAAGGUCUAUGGGUGAAGUGCACCAUGGCAACACAGUCACCGACUACAUGGAGCAGGAACGCCAGAGAGGAAUUACAAUUACUUCGGCCGCAGUAUCAUUCCCAUGGCACGGAAGCCAGAUCAACUUAAUAGACACGCCCGGUCACAUCGACUUCACAAUGGAAGUGGAACAGAGUCUGGCUGUGCUUGACGGGGCUGUUGUGGUCCUGGAUGCUUCUGCUGGAGUGGAAGCCCAAACUCUGACAGUAUGGCGGCAAGCAGCCGGCUACCGUGUGCCUCGCCUGCUGUACCUGAACAAGAUGGACCGCAGCGACGCAGACGUGCAGCGCUGUGUGCGCUCCGUGCAGGACCGACUGCACGCGCAGCCAGUGUUGUUGCAUCUACCUGUGGUGCAUGAGGACAGGCUCAUUGGCCUAAUCGACCUAGUUACACGAGAAGAAAUAAUUUGGACACACGGCCGCGGACAGAGUUACACCCGACGGAAAUUGACGGAAAGAGACGGAAAACGGUUCGAGGAAACUCUUAGCAACCACCGACAGUUGGUCGACACUCUGUCGUCACUAGACGACACUUUAGCCGACACUAUUAUACAACAAGAGUCGUUAGAUAACUUGAAAAGCGAGGAAAUUGAUCAGGCCAUCAGGAGGUGUACGAUAGACAUGAAGGCGUUUCCCAUAUUGUGUGGAAGUUCGUACAAGAAUAUCGGGGUUCAAACACUAAUGGAUGCCGUUGUCUCUUAUCUACCGUCGCCUUUGGAGUGCAACAGGUUGUACAAAACCUUCGGCUCGGACUUGUCAGCACGAGCGUUUAAAGUGCAGCAUGAUGACCAGGGUGGAGUACUGACGUUCUUGAGGCUGUAUUCCGGGGAACUAUGCAAGGGGCAGCGGAUAUACAACCUCGCCAAGGAACAGAGCGAGCAGACAGGCGCCGUGUACGUGGCGCUGGCAGACGAGUACCAGCCGGUGGAGAAGGUGACAGCCGGGAACAUCGCAGUCGUCAGCGCUUUGAAGACGACGAUGACGGGCGACCUGGUGACGUCAACGCAAGCAGCCGCCUCCCGCGCCAAGACCCAGCUGGCAACACUCCUCAAGGAUCCUCAACAAGUGGAGCAGCUGAUGCUGCCCAGCGCCCGGCUACGGCUGCAGAACUUGGAAGCUGAACCAACAUCUGAAGAGUUAGCUAGUGUUCUAUUGGGAAUUGGUACAACCAUCCCCGACCCGGUAUUCCUGUGUUCCAUUGAGCCUCCGAGCGCGGCGUACCAGCCGGCGCUGGAGACUGCGCUAGCGGAGCUGCAGAGAGAAGACCCCAGCUUGAGGGUGUCUACUGACGAGGAGAGCGGUCAAAUUGUGCUGGCCGGAAUGGGCGAACUCCACUUGGAAAUAAUAAAAGAGCGCAUUAUCCGGGAGUACAAGAUAGAGGUAGAGCUGGGGCCGCUGCAGAUAGCGUACAGGGAGAGCCUGGUGGGGCGCGGCCGGCACAGCAUGGCCGUGGACCGCAAGAUCGGCAGCGCGCGACAGAUGAUCAAACUGACGCUCUCUGCCCUCACUGAAAGGGGCGUCGCCGCGCACAAAGUGCUCAAACUAGACAAGUCUCCGGAGAGUGCAGCCAACCUGGCCCACCUGCACCCCCGCUGCCUGGCCACCAUCAAGCAGGGCGUCGCCACCGCGCUGCUGCACGGACCCAAACUCGGGUGCCCGAUGUUAGACGUACAAGUGACCCUGCACUGGUUCGAGGUCGGGCGCGGCACCUCCGACUCGGUCAUCGCGGCGACAGUCGUGCAGUGCCUCAGGAAGGUGUUCGAGCAAGCAGAGUCGGUGCUCCUGGAGCCAGUGAUGUCGGUGCAGGUGGUGUCGCCGGAGUCCCACUCGGCGCGGGUGCUAGCCGACCUGGGCCGGCGCCGCGCGCUCGUGCAGCACAUCACCAUACGACACCACAACAAGGUGAUAGACUGCCUAGCCCCAUUAUCAGAACUACUGGGCUACUCGUCAACAUUACGCUCGCUUUCUUCCGGGCUCGCCAGCUUCACCAUGGAGUUCCACUCGCACCAACAGAUGUCGCCCCACGACGAGGAAGAGGCCGUCAGAAGAGUCACUGGCUUCUAGAAACUUCUAGAACGGUCUAGAAUGACGGAGAAUGUUCUGUGAUUUGUACACCUAAAUGGACGUGAUCAAAGGGAGUAUUUUUGUUUGACCCAUGUCGAAAAUACUUUUGUACUUAUAUUUAACUUAUUUUAUUUAAAUAUAAUAUCAAAACAAAUAAAUAUCUAUUCCAUUAUUAUCAAAGUUCCAAAGUGGAAACUUGACGUUGGUCGUAAACAUUUUAAAAAUAUCCUUUUUUUUCAUGUUUACGUUCAAAAAAAGGCACUGUUUUUGUAAAGUUUAUAUCCGCAAAAUAUUCGCACAAUUUUUGCGAAUGCAAAUACGAACUUCCAGAAAUAUGCGAUUAUACAGGGUGGCCCAGAAGUUCAGGUUCAAAAUGAAAAAUUAGAUAGAGGGGCUCAUUAGCUACCAGAAACACCCCCAUGCACCUUUAACAACGUUAGAAAGAAGCAGCUACAUUGUAUGAGAAUGUCAAAUUUUCCUUCAAAUCUGUCUGUCUUGCAAUCUUUGAGGGCUAAUUACUUAGUUUUAUGCCCUUAUUAAGGGUACUUUUUUUGGAUGUUUCUAAAAGCCUAUUAAAUGGAGCAGUUUUUGGAAAUACUUUCAGGGUCCAUGACAAUCUCAUGUGUUUAUUAUUCUUCGGCGAAGUUUAAACAACUGUAACAAUUUUGGUCGAAUUCUCACUUUGCCUUCUGAUAACUUUUUUUUUAUACUUGAUUUGACUUUGAUUUAUCUUUGAUUGAGCGGUACACAGCCUUAGGCAUAGUUUUGAAGUAAAAUAAAAUAAUUAUUAAGAAAGGGAUAGCGACAAAAUGAUUAUUUCUGAAGUAAGGUAGAAAAUCUAGAAAAAGGUACAAAAUGGGUCAUAUCUCCUAAACCGUAAAUAAUUGCUGAACAUACAUGGGGGUGUUUCUGGUAGCUAAUGAGCCCCUCUAUCUAAUUUUUCAUUUAAAACCUGAACUUCUGGGCCACCCUGUAUAUUCGCGAAUGUGAAUAUGAAUAUGCGAUACAUCAUAGAGAAGCUAGGCAAUAAUAGCCAAAGUAAUAUUCAUAUGCCAGUGAAGCGAGUCAUCAUCUCCCUAGCGUUAUCCCGUUUCCACGGGGUCCGCUUACCUAACCUGAAUAUUUGACAGGUCCGGUUUUUUAGAGAAGCGACUGCCUGUCUAUCCUUCCAACCCUCGAAGGAAAAACCAGCCCAAUACAGGUUAGGUCAAUUAUAAACGCAUUUCUCCGGAAUGUGGGUUUCCUCACGAUGUUUUCCUUCCGUUGAGCACCUGAUAAUUUAUAAUCAAAACAUGAAUUCGAAGACAAAAUCGAAAAGCAUUGGUUUAGGCCCGUGCUGGGAUUAAAACCUGCGACCUAACAGUGAGAAUCAAGCGUUCUAUCAACUGGGUUACCUCGGCUACACAAGCGAGAACCGAUUAGUCCCGUUGAGUCGCACCAUUUUGUGUAACACUGUUACCCAUUUGUAAAAAAAAUACCCAUUAGUAACA
Molecule: messenger RNA, 3840 nt
Organism: Pectinophora gossypiella (pink bollworm)
Lineage: Eukaryota; Metazoa; Arthropoda; Insecta; Lepidoptera; Gelechiidae
Gene: mRRF2
Product: ribosome-releasing factor 2, mitochondrial
Exons: 14
Coding region: 59-2350 (763 amino acids)
Biological process (GO): mitochondrial translation; ribosome disassembly
Cellular component (GO): mitochondrion
Molecular function (GO): GTPase activity; GTP binding
Source: RefSeq, a predicted model, not a curated record